Molecule: messenger RNA, 854 nt
Organism: Clarias gariepinus (North African catfish)
Lineage: Eukaryota; Metazoa; Chordata; Actinopteri; Siluriformes; Clariidae
Product: CD276 antigen homolog
Exons: 4
Coding region: 110-586 (158 amino acids)
Biological process (GO): negative regulation of T cell proliferation; T cell costimulation; positive regulation of T cell proliferation
Cellular component (GO): external side of plasma membrane
Source: RefSeq, a predicted model, not a curated record
AUGCGUAUUUAUAUAGGAACCUGUUCUAUAGGAAAAAGCAGUAACGGAAAACUGAAAAUAUGAUUGUUUUAUUAAUUUAGAUGUUUUUAUCACUUUAUGUUAAUAAAUCAUGGAUAUAAGAACUUACUCCCUGUGUGCUCUUAUGCUUGUAAUAAAUGAAGUGUCGUCACAGAGCGUCACAGUCGAAGCUGCUCAAGGAGACGCUGUGAUCUUACCGUGUUCAUCCAGUCGUUAUGAAAAGGACGUGUUCUGGCAAUACAGAGACACCAAGACUGUGUAUGACAUCAUCGAGGGUAAAGAGAAUUUUCAUGACCAGGAUGGAGAGUACAGGGGCCGAGUCAAAGGUUUUCCAUCAGAGUUCACAAAUUGGAAUUACUCCAUCAGACUGAGUGACGUGAAACUCAGUGAUACAGGAACUUACAGCUGCACCAUCCCUAACUCCAGAACUGUCCAUGUAGAACUCAAGGUCAAAGAUGAGAGUGACUCAAGCCACAGGACUUCCCCAGAUAACAGCGGCAUCAUGAGAAAAGCAGGCAGUAUCUCAUCUUUAGUCAUUUCAGUUCUGCUGUGUAUCUUUUCUUUUUGAAGAAAGAAUUAAAGCUUUAAAAUCUUUUCUUCAGUACAUCUUUGGCAUUCAUUUUAUUAUUAUUAAUCAGAUAGCAGUAUAUACACAAACUAUGCAAAGUUCUUUUUAUUCGGCAGAUAAAAGGUUGGAGUAAAUUUAGACUAGAGAUUGGAUACCCAAAGAAACAGUAUACAGUACAGUAUAUAGUGACUGUAGAGGAGGCUGCAUUCUUUGCAAACGUUUAUGUAAACUUUUAGAUUCCAUAUAAAUUCCAGAUGAGCUCUGUCCU